This is a messenger RNA of Camponotus floridanus (Florida carpenter ant), 2137 nucleotides long. RefSeq lists its product as uncharacterized. Lineage: Eukaryota; Metazoa; Arthropoda; Insecta; Hymenoptera; Formicidae. The transcript is spliced from 10 exons. The coding region runs from base 699 to 1688 and encodes 329 amino acids. The record is from RefSeq and is a predicted model, not a curated record.
CUUUCACGAAUGCGCGAAUGUGUGUGCGUGUCGGUACGCAAUUACGCGUGCGCGUGUGUAAUUUUUUUUCAGAUAAAGAUCCUUUUAUUAACGUCUUAUCUAUAAAUGUAUAUCGAAUAAUAAUGCUACAUUGAUUGUCCAUCUUCAGAUUUAGAUUGUUCAAGUGGAGAGAAAUGCUGCUCGGCGGUUUUCGGAAGAUUUCGGGCGCCCUCAUCGAUUUGAUUGGUGCUUUUCAUACUGAUUACUUCAAGAUGCUACUACGUCUUCUUCCUCUUUCAGCGCGAAAACGGAGAGUGUAGAAGUUGAGAAUUCCAGACCCUAAUAAUAUCCGCACAGUACAUGCCACGAAGAAACGAUGAAGAAAAGGAGUUAGAGGAAGUCCAUGGUGAUAUCAAGUGACGGUGAAACAAUCAUGAGAUCAAAGCUGUGUACUACGCUAUGUCAAAUAUUUAAUCCUGUAUAAUUCCGAUGCUGCAUAUGACAAUACGACAGAAUCCAAUGGGACCGUACGUGAGGACAGGUACGCGAGAAUAACUGGCGGCAGAAAUUCGAUAACUACGAGUGGAAGAAGAUUCGUCCGACGACGACAGGAGAGCAACGCGACGUGGAACGAAUCGCGGCUUCGUAUAAGAAAGGGGAACAAUGUCGUUGGGAAAGGUGAAAAAGAAAAAGAUGACGCGAAUCGUCGUUGUUGUCAUAUGUCGACGGAGCGAUAUUCCCCGGAGGCGCAAAAUUCUUCGUCAAAAUGUAACCUGCGCAGCAACGGGAGUAAUGCAAAGAUCGACAAAAAGCUUGGUAACGCAUUCGUACCAUGUCGACCAGAACUGGCUAAGCCUGGUUGGACCUCGUAUUCGGAGCUUUAUCGUCGUAGAUUCAGCAUCCAAAGGCGUCCGCGCAUUCGGUCUCCGGAGGAUUCCACCCUGUCGAUUUGCGGUGACAGCCAGCCCAGGGAGCUCAGUCUGGACGAGGGUUGUUCAUCCCUUCCAGGCACCUCAAGGGACGACAGUAGCGAGCUCAGCUUCUAUCGUCGCUUUAUCGAAGGUCACGUUACUUGUACGCAUUCUACACGAUCCUGCGAGAUACCGCAUCGAGGAAUACGUUCCUUUCCAGAAGAGCAAUGCGAACAUAGUGGCUCGGACAAGUCCCAGAAACCGGGAUAUCGUCCGUAUACCAUCGAAGAAUAUAGGAGUCUAUCGAUGCCAAGACCUGAUCGAUCCCUGGGUCCUGAUAAGGAUGAGAUACAAGCAAAGAGAGAAUGGCUGAUGCGCCGGAGAUCGUACGGAGACUCGGUUAGCGCGCGCAAUCGUGAGCAGAUACUGCAACGAACGAGAAGACUCAAGUCGAGACGCGCCAUCGCUCAAAAAUGUUUCUUGCCCCCUUUGAAGGAUCGGGACGUUGCCGCCUCAAAGGAUCGUGAAAACUCAAGCAUCCCUGAGACGGACUGCGCGAUGCAAGAGAGUGUCUUAAAGUGUCCUGUCAGAUAUCCGAAAGGAAAGGAAAUCAUCACAGUCCCGAGUAAAACAUCGCCGUCCCAAGAGGUCGAAAUGCUCGAGAAAACGCCGAAUUUCAGCUCGUCGCUCGCUUCAUAUAACGUUCUCGAAGACUCAUAUUUGGAAACUUUGCAACAGCGUCACUUGCAGGAGAAAAAAUUGGCGGAUCGUCUUAUGCGUCAAGCCUUAAACUCUUGAUCACCACUAAUUCAGAGAACGAUGAUCGUGCGGAAAAUAAGCGCUUGCCAAAAGCAGCGAAUCGCACACGGGAUAGUUGGAGCCGACGAGUACUAAGAGAAUAUUUUUAUCGGCUAUGAUCCACAUGGCGUUUUACGCAGCCGAGUUAAAGAUCCGGAAAAUCAGCGACUAUAAAGUGUUCGCUCCCAUCAUGUUGCUCUUCUGAAUAUGUAAAUACGCUACUGUUGUUCUAGGGGAAGAUGAUUCCGCUGGCACGGUCACGGUUAAAUCUGUUAUUACGCUUCUAUAAUCAAGAGCGCUGUUUCUGAACAAUAUAUUUAUCGCCCGCGGCUGAAAUUACUUUCGCAGGUUUCGCAUAGCCCAACAUGCGUUACUCGCUUCUCGAUUUAUCGAGUCUGAAAUUUUUUAAUAUUUGUUUUUCAUUUCACGACACAUUGGUUCUUGUUCAU